Messenger RNA from Microsporum canis CBS 113480, 1848 nucleotides. RefSeq lists its product as uncharacterized. Lineage: Eukaryota; Fungi; Ascomycota; Eurotiomycetes; Onygenales; Arthrodermataceae. Gene Ontology annotation, molecular function: protein binding. The coding region runs from base 1 to 1848 and encodes 615 amino acids. The record is from RefSeq and is a predicted model, not a curated record. The transcript has 3 exons.
AUGUUAGACAAACUCCCCAUUGAGCUUGUUUAUGUCAUUUUCUCCAAUAUCAAAGGUAGACUUGACUUCAAGAGUCUGUCUGAAGUAUCACGGCAGUUUAACAAGCUGGCAAACCCGUUUCUAUACACGAAUAUCAUCAUUUCAACCCCCAGGAAAGAUAAUGGAAUAAUAAAGGCUCAUCAGAGGGCUGGUGUACUCCUGCAUACCAGGGACAUCCAGGUCUGGAGCGAAAAACGUGAUAAUUUGUUGACUAUGCUCCCCAACUCCUGUAGCCACCUCGACUAUGAACCUACGACCAUUGAUGAUGAACGGAAGAACUAUGCGGUUAAUAUUGAUGCCCCAGGUGACGAAGAAGGUUAUGAGGAUCUCAGCAUUGCCGAGAUGGCGGAUAAGGAACGGUGGAUAGAUUCUGAGGGCGAAGCCAAAUUUUACGCUAUCCCAGGCUUCACUGGAUACAGGCGUAGAGUCUUGUCCAUUUUGAUUAGAUGCAGGGAGGGGUCACUAAGGAGCUUUGGCUGGUAUCGAAAAGACUGCAUCCCUCCCGAAGUCAUGGGACGAGAUGGAUAUCUACCGACAAGGCAGAAGUUUAUUGAGUCGCUUCAUAUAGAUGUUGCUUCAUUUUGUACACUUCAGGCACAUGAACCCCAGUUGUUCACCCGUCUGAAAAGCCUAACAUGGAAUGAUCUAGGGCCUGUCAAUAACCCAUGUGAUAAGGAACUAAAGAUGCUGCGGCGCUGCUUAGAGGCCAACAGCCACCAGCUAGUUCAUCUUGGACUAGAAGUUUCGCACUGGGAGUACAUAUACUAUGAUCCUAAUAAUGAUUAUGCAACUAUUUCAGGGGAGAUUGUAAAGGCAGGUCCGGACGGCAAAAGAUUCCAGUUCCCGGUUCUACAGCAUCUCUCUCUGGAAGGAUUCAAUUUCGGCCAUGACGUUGACUUGCUGGGGAGCCUGGAUCCUGAGGUGCUAAAUACCCUAACUAUCAGAGUCUGUCCUUCCUGGCCGAGAUUUCUAGACCAAAUAAACGCUGCGAGACCCUCGUUUCACUUGCGGACUGUGGAGAUACAAUCGUGGACGGACUGGGGGGACCAAAGUACAGAGAGCAUGGACCUUGUACGAUUUCUCGACGGAUGUGAGCCCCUCGAGAAUUUUUAUGUGUCUAUGAGGGAAUCGGCGGUUACCCUGGAGGUCUGGCAGUCACUCCUUAGACACCGACCCACUCUCAAAUCGUUUACCUACUACUCUACCAUGGGUGAACCGAGUAACAUUAUGGACACAAAUCCGUAUGGUCUGGCCAAUCUUCUAUACGAAGAACCCUACUACCGCGGGGCGGGCCCCGAGUGGAAUCCUCUUGGGAAACUGGACCUGGAGUUGCUUGGAAUUAACUACAACGCCGAAUACUUGAUGCCAGUAUUGUCGCCGCUCACGACUAUGGCCCGCCUUGAAGUCUUGAUCAUACGAUGCAGUUGGUUCGUCCGACAUUAUUUUCAGUGCCCAGAAGACCCAGAAACACCAUCGGUCGUCGAUUGUCCUGGGCUUAAUAAUGAACCAGAAGAAAAUGAAAUGACCUUUGACGCAUUUGCUCAAUGGGCGUUUGGGCCCGACGGAUUUCGAUCACUGCAACUGAUUGCACUCGGCGACUUUUCGAGUAGCCACUUUUCCAGUGGCCAGAGUGAAGCAAAAUAUGAAAAGCUGUUGAUCUGCCCCAAGACUGAGCCGGAGUCUGAGCCUCCAUUUCCUGGCAAGAACCAUCGGGUCGUCACUAGGCAUGAUCGGAUCCAACAGGACCUACUCCGCAAGCACGCUCAUGCGCUGCAAGCCUGCCCUUCCUUCAAUAUGCACGAUAUAUAG